Anopheles nili is the source of this 2016-nucleotide messenger RNA. Its product is annotated as nucleolar protein 9. The transcript has a single exon. The record is from RefSeq and is a predicted model, not a curated record. The coding region runs from base 1 to 2016 and encodes 671 amino acids. Gene Ontology annotation, molecular function: RNA binding. Gene Ontology annotation, biological process: endonucleolytic cleavage in 5'-ETS of tricistronic rRNA transcript (SSU-rRNA, 5.8S rRNA, LSU-rRNA); endonucleolytic cleavage to generate mature 5'-end of SSU-rRNA from (SSU-rRNA, 5.8S rRNA, LSU-rRNA); ribosomal small subunit export from nucleus. Lineage: Eukaryota; Metazoa; Arthropoda; Insecta; Diptera; Culicidae. Gene Ontology annotation, cellular component: nucleolus; preribosome, small subunit precursor; 90S preribosome.
AUGGCGGAAGAUAAGUACGCAGUUCAGGACCCACCCGUGACGUCGGAAACCCGUGGAAGCAAUUACUACAAAAAUCGCAGCAAAAAACUCAAACGUAAGAACCGGUUCCUGCAGAACGCGAAAAGUUUCGGCCGGAAGAACAGCUUCGGUCGGGGGGCCGAGUUGGAUCAGAUGCAGUAUCAAUAUCUGGUGACGAUACUCGAGGCGAUGACCAAGCAGGAGGACGCAGACGAACGCCAGCUGAUGGCGAACAACGUGCUGGAGCAGCUGACGGGCAAGGAAAUCAGGACCGCUUCGAACCAACUCGGCAGCCGGGUGCUCGAGAAUCUCCUGGCGUACACCGACGAGACAAUGUUUGCAAAACAGAUGGAAACGUUCGCGGACAACUUUCGCGUGGUUUGCUGUGAUAAGUUUGCGUCACACGUGCUUCAGAGGAUUCUGGUCGUCGCAAUGUUCCGUUCAGCGGCACCAUUACAACCGAAGGAAGAUGAGCGGAAAGUAGACGAGGAGUCGAGUGAGGCACAGCAAAACAAAAAACAGAAACCCUCCAGCAAACCGCCGAGUGGUCAUGGCGAACGGAACGAUCAAACCAUAUGGCCAUGGGAGGAGUACAGCAUGAAGGAAUCGUACACGGACGAGCAUCGGCAGGCAUGCGGUGCAUUUGUCGAGCGUUUGACCAUGUUCCUGAUCAACAACCUCGAGGAGUUUGUGUGGGACAGCACGGCCAACUACGUCGUGCGGCAGUGCGUUCUCAACCUGAGCGGCAUCACGAAGUUAAAGUCAACCGAGGACGUGGAAUCACACCGGCUAACCGUGCCGGAAAAGUGGCAAAAGCUGCUGCAAAAGUUGACAUUUCAACUGGAGGUGUGGCCACAGUUUGCCGACAUGCCUGGUUACGAGCUGACGUCGGCCGUGUUGCAGGACCUGCUGAGAGCUCUUGCUGCCAGCAAUGAUGGGUUUCAGCUCGAGCAGCUGGCUUUAAAGAUACACAACGAGUCGUUCGUCGGCAGGAAGGACCAAUCAGUAAAAAAAGAGGAAGACGGAGACGAAAAGUACAACGAAGAAGCGAUGGAUACGACGGAGGAACCGAGUUCGAAUCUUCCCCAGGUGUUCCGGCAGGCCAGCACCAUCCGGUUGCUGGAGGCGUGCAUUGCCGUAGUGCCGGCCGCGUUCCUGAAGGACAAGAUCUUUGCGAAGCUGUUUCGAACGCAUCUCCGCGAGCUGGCCCUUUCGAGAACGUGCAACUUUGCGGUGCAGAAGCUGAUUGAUCACACCCACGACAAGGAUUUGAUGGAUCUCAUCUUUGGUGAGCUGGAGGACAGCAUCGAGCAAAUACUACGUGUCGGUCACACCGGGAUCGUGCUAGCGGUGGCCAAAGCGUGCGCCCGGCUCUCCUGCCAACAGGGCAAGUUCGUGAAGCAGCUACUGGAAGCAUUGCACUGCAGCGAGGCUACACCGGCGAAGAUGAUCUCGGCCGUACUGCAUCUCAUACCGGCGGAUGUGCAAUCAUCGGAGGCAAAGGCGGCUGUACAUCUGCACGGGUCGCUCAUCCUGCAAGCGGUGCUGGACUUCAACAAGCCGAUCAAAUUCGUCACCGCCCUGCUGGAAAUGCCUAACGAUCGGCUCGUGGAGAUACUGACCGAUCCGCGUGGAUCGUUCGUGGCGAAUGCGUUCGUAGCGUCUCGGUUCGUGGGGGAAAAGUCUCGCGAAAAGCUGGUGCGCCAUCUCGACGGUCAGUACAACCGGUUGGUACUCAGCGUGCACGGAUCGCACGUGGUCGAGCUUCUGUACGGAACGGGAAAUCCGGCCCAGCGGGAAGCCAUCGUACGAGAGUUGGCCGAACAGUGCCCGCAACUUAACAGCAAGCCGUGGGGCGUCAUAAUCAACAAACGGUUACUGGUCGAUACGUACAAGCGCGAUCCCGCCAGGUGGAAGGUGGCCAUCAAGAACAACGAUAAGGUUGGUCGGAUGUUCGAUAAGCUAGUGCCAGGAGUAAAACGGAAGGCGAUUAGUUAA